AAAUCUAAUAUUAUAUAAAUUAUAUGAUGUAUUAAAUAGAGAAGGAAUUAAAGAUAAAGAUAUUCCUUAUUGCAAGGGUAAGCAAACAAAAUUUAAUGGAUAUAAUUAUCUUUAUGAGUUGUGUAAAAUGUUUGAAAAAAAUUUAAGGGAAUUACCCACAAUUAUGAGUGAAGAAACAGAUAAGAAUGAACAAUGCAGGUAUUUAAUAUUUUGGUUGAAUGAUCAAAUGAGAAAAAAGUUUAAUUUAUAUAAGGAUACUAACAUCAAUAUAAAUCUUAUUAUGCAACAAUUUUCUUCUGUAUCACACUUGGUAAAUAAUGAUUUAUCUAAUAAUCAGUGUAAAUAUUAUUAUAUGAGAGAUAUAACCAUGGAAUUGUGGAAAAAAUGGAAGGAUUUAUAUAACUACAUUAGAAACAAAAAUGAAAUAGAAAAAAUAAUUGUUACUGAUAAAAAAUUAUGCAAAAUAUAUAAAAGUUACCACACAUAUAUUACAAGCAUAUAUGCAGAUUAUCAAAAGGAAUGUUGCAAUGGAUCUAAAGUAAGAUGUCCCCUUUUUCUUAAAUUUGAUAAUUGGUGUUAUGAAAACGAUAUUUUAACUAAAUUAAAAUGUAAUGAAUCUGACGAAAUUGUCACACAUCCUGUAAACACUGGGAUAUAUAAUGCAACACAAUCGGGAGAAGCAGUAGGAAUAGUAGCAAAACAAGGAGGAUUAGAACUUGAAGAACGAGGUUCAUCAGGAUCACAAGGGGAAUCAGGACCCUUAAGUAGAGUAGAACCAAAAUCAUCCACUGGAGUAGGAAUUUUAACCGAUAGUGACAAUAUGGUAUCAGGCCCUAUUCGAGUAGCUUCUCAAUCAAUUUUGAAUAAAAAUGUAGGUACAAUUGGAGCUACACUAGCAGGAUCUACCUUAUUUACACUAAUGAUGUAUAAAGUAAAGAAACACAUAUUAAAUAAAUCUUAUCAUUUUACGUGA
This is a messenger RNA of Plasmodium cynomolgi strain B, 973 nucleotides long. RefSeq lists its product as hypothetical. The annotation marks the transcript as partial. Lineage: Eukaryota; Apicomplexa; Aconoidasida; Haemosporida; Plasmodiidae. The record is from RefSeq and is a predicted model, not a curated record. The transcript has a single exon.